This is a messenger RNA of Triplophysa rosa, 2089 nucleotides long. RefSeq names its product serine protease hepsin-like. Gene Ontology annotation, molecular function: serine-type endopeptidase activity. The transcript is spliced from 11 exons. Gene Ontology annotation, biological process: proteolysis. Bases 76 to 1836 code for a protein of 586 amino acids. The record is from RefSeq and is a predicted model, not a curated record. Lineage: Eukaryota; Metazoa; Chordata; Actinopteri; Cypriniformes; Nemacheilidae.
GCCGCAGGAAGCGGUUGAAUCAAUGCAAAUACAGUAAGAUACAGGUAAAGCUGGAGGAGGUGGAGAGAUUCUGAUAUGACUGACACCAGGAGGUGUGCCCAAGGUAAGUCAGGCACCAAUGAGAGAAUGAAGAGAGGCGUGGAGAUGUCAGUAGGAUAUAUAAGAUCAAGCACUCACGGUGAGGUCAGAGAGAUGAAGAUGUUGUGGAAACUGACAUUGGUCUUUGUGCUCACUCUCCUUACCAAAGGAUGUGACUGCCAACCUGAUGUGUGUGGCAGGGCUACGCUCAACACUAAAAUAGUGGGGGGACAGGAGGCUCCAGACGGUGCUUGGCCAUGGCAGGUCAGCCUUCAUACCAGAGAGGGCCAUUUCUGUGGUGCAUCACUCAUCAAUAAUGAAUGGGUUCUGUCAGCAGCUCACUGUUUUUCAUGGGCCCUUGAUCUUUCCAAUUAUACAGCGUUUCUGGGCAGACACAGUCAAGAACUCCCCAAUCCAAAUGAGGUGUCCAGAGGCAUAUCUCAAAUCAUAACACAUCCAGCCUACAACCCAUCUACCAAUGACAAUGACAUGGCUCUUCUCCAACUCUCCUCACCUGUGACCUUCAACACAUACAUCACACCGGCUUGUCUGGCCGCAGCGGGAAGCACAUUUAACACUGGCUUGGACAUGUGGGUCUCAGGUUGGGGGAAUGUAAAUUCUGGUGAGCCUCUUCCUUCACCUCAAAACCUACAGGAUGUAAAUGUGCCUAUAGUUGGAAACAGAAAGUGUAACUGCCUUUAUGGAGAUGAAAAAAUAACGGACAACAUGAUGUGUGCUGGACUGUUGGAGGGUGGAAAAGAUUCAUGCCAGGGGGAUUCUGGAGGUCCAAUUGUCAUCCAAAACGGCCCUAUUUGGGUCCAGGCCGGUGUUGUGAGUUUUGGUAAUGGUUGUGCCUGGCGUGACUACCCUGGGGUGUAUUCCAGAAUUUCUCAGUAUCAGGAUUGGAUCAGUGGUUAUACCGGGGCAGAGAGAACUGGUUUUGUCAGUUUUGAUUCCAUCGUACCUGAUGAAAUUGACAUGAAUGUGACUUGUCCACCAAUCCUGUGUGGAAGAAACCAUGAGGAUUCUACAAAUGUAUGGCCAAUGAUGGCUAGUCUGCGCUUUUUUGGUUCCCAUACAUGCAUGGGAACACUGAUCGCUCCGAACUAUGUCAUAACAUCUGCUAGCUGCUUUAACGGAGCCAUGAUGCCAUUUCAGUGGUCAGUGGUAGUAGGUUUAGUCAAGGGCUGCAGCCUGGAGAUGACUUUCCCCGUACAAAAAAUUGUUUUCAACGAAGGUUCAGACAACAACGUGGCACUUGUGGAACUAAUGCAAGGACCAGAAUUAUCAGACUACAUCAAUGUGGUGGCGUUCAACAUGUUUUAUCAUGAUUUUAUGCCCGACACUCAAUGUACUGUAGUGGGUUGGAACACAGGAAAUGGCACAUCCCCAGGUCUUGAGGAUUUCCAGACAAACAUUGUACCCUGUGGUCCCUAUAUCAACUCUGAGUUGUAUAUCUGCACAGAGCCUGUGAACGUACAGCACGACGAUGAAGGCAGUCCCCUGCUGUGUCAACUGGGUGACAUGUGGGUUCAGGCGGGUAUUUUGUCCGUGGACUACAGCACUUACCCAGACAUGUACCCAGGAUAUGGCCCAAGAAUGCAAGUCUUCAGGAAAACAUCUCAAUUCACCAACUUCAUAUAUGCCACUGCCUACAACGAUCCAUCUAUUAUGGAUGGAGUGGAGUCGUUCUCCCCCCUCUCUCUUACAUGCAUCCUUCUGCUCUCUCUGCCAGCCCUCAUACAGACUUUUUAUUAAGGCUGAGCUCCCCGUCACUUUAGCACUGAAUAAAACACUGACAAAGGCAGCCUAUAAAGCCAAAGAAUUAAUCACAGAAUGUUCGAGAGCACUUUACUUAAGCUGAUUACUCUUUCAUUAAAGAUUUAGAGAUUUGUUUUCUUAAAUCUGUGUUUUUUUAAAUAAAUGAAGGUAUUGAAGUAAUUAAAAUGAAAUCACAACACCGUUUAAAUUCUAAAUAAAACAAACUACUAAAAAGUGUCUUUUUUCUUAA